GAGGAGGGGAAACUCAACAGUUCCCUAACACCUACUUGAUAUUCCAGGGAAUUAACAGAAUGUGCGUGAUUUCCCCCCUCCUACUUGGGAAAUAGUAUUUUGGAAUUUCCUGCACCUACCACUCCUCAGGAGUUUUGUCAGUGAAUGGUGAGGCAACAAAAAGGAUCUAUUCCCUCUUCUGUUUGGCUGCACAUACAUCCCUAUAUUAAUUAACCAGCACUCAAACAAUGCUAUAAAAUCAGCUAACUAGAGUAGGUAAGAGGGAAAUCCCCAUAAUUGCAAAGCGGAACAAACGCCCUUAGGUGAACUGCCAGAGAUCUCGAGCAGGUGUUAUAAAUAAGCUGACUGAAGCUAGUUCAUUCACAUCUGAAGUCAGAUUCUUUUGAUGCACAUAAGCAGCAGCGUGAUCAUGAUGACUGGCUUCAACAUGAAGAAUGUGCUCUUAGCUGUUCUGGUGGGUCUGCUGCUACUCUUGGGAAUGUGUGAAGGUAAGUGGUGUUUCUGGAUACCUCUUGCUCCAGGACUCCUUGUGAUGCUGAAGUAUGUGCCCUGAAAAUUAAGAUGAAAGAUAGGAGGAUUCCCAAUGGCUUAAAAAGAAAGAAGGGAAGGAAGGAAGGAAAGAAAGAAGGAAAGACAGACUAGUCCGGAAUAGUGUACUUCAACCUUGUGUUUCCAUCUGCUGUUGGAAUACUUUUCCCAUCUUCCCUGACCACUGGCUAAACUGGUUUAGGAUGAUGGAUGUUGUACUAGUUCACCAACUUUUGGGCACUCAACAAUGAAGAAUAGUCUAGAACAUUAUUGGAAAUGCUUGCUAUCUGAUAGCAAACUGAUCCAAAAUAUGUGCACUAGGAAAGGCAGUGAUAGAGAUGAAAAUGUUACUUUGUGCCUAAUUUAAUAUAUAUUUUUUUGUAAUCUGCCCUGGGACCUGCUGGUAAAGCCCAAAUAAUGAAUUAAAUUAAUUAAUCAAUGUAUAUUUUUUCUUCCUCACUCCAGCCCAAAGCAACCAAGAUUGCUGUCUUUCCUAUACCAAGACGCCUCUUCCUCGCCGGAUUAUCAAAGGAUUCACAGAACAGCUUUCCAGUGAAGUCUGUGACAUCAAUGCUGUCAUGUGAGUUGACAAAAUGAAACAAUUACUUGUAUCAAUGAAGGAUGAUGCCCAACCAUCCAGGAGUUUAGCUCAAAAAAGUUUUCCAAAAUGCUUCAAAUACUGUGUUUCCAGCAGCCACAAUGAAACAUUAUUUUGAUCCCAUAGUUCUCAAUCCCUGUAGAACUUGAGAAACCUAAGAUGGUACAAAAAUUGGCAUUUCUCAUAACCCAGGUCAGAGCUUGUAGCUGAGCUAUUUUUAGUAUCUCUUUAUUUUUGAUAUCAGUAUUUUUGCUUUCUUAUCCGUAGUGUACACAACUUUAGUUACACUGUACAUAACUUCAGUUGUUGUCGCUUAGUAGCUUUUAAGCCUUUCCAGUUGAAUGCAACUGAAAACAGUCAAGCAACAAAGCUUGCAGGAGAAUCUCAGGGGAGCAUUCCUGUCCAUGCAAAGUGCACUAAAAUUUCAUGCUGUCACUAACAAUGCAUGACACAACUCCAUUCCUCUUCACCUCCCCUAUUUUUUGUGCAUUCGUUGGUUUCAGGAGGAUCUCUUUCCACCUUAGUUUGUACACACACAAAAAAUGCCGACAGCUUCAAUCCAUACUAUGGUGAUUGACUGCCAUGUAUAGGCUCUGUAUGCAGCAAACCCAGUGCUACACAUUGGGCUGAGAAAGGACCCCCACAACAGCAUGCUGAUUUUGUCAUCUUAGAAGAUGUGACCUUUCUGCUUUAUUCUGCUGACUGUAACUGUUUAUGUUAUUUUAAAACUGAUAAUAAUUUUUGCUCUUUCUAGAUUUCACACUAAGGGUGGCUUGAAAGCUUGCGCAAAUCCCAGAGAACCUUGGGUGAAGAAACAGCUCCGCUUGUUGAGGUCAGUAGGAGGAAGGAAUUGGUUGCCCUGGCAAAGCAAAUAAUAGGAUCCUCUAGCUGCCCUGUAUCUAUAACAGUGCAAUCCUAAAUUUGCCUGUCAGAAUAGUAACUAUGGGAGGUUUCUAUAAUAUCACAGUUGUGCUUAAGGAUGGUGAGCCACACUGUGAAAAUGAAACAUUUCAUUCUUCACUUCUCCAAUAGGAAGGAACAGCAGCUUAAGGCUGGAAUCCUGUGCACACUUGCCUGGGAGUAAGUCUGAGAGGGACUAACUUCUGACAGGCAAACCUAGGAUUGCACUGUUAUAGAUAUAGGGCAGCUAGAGGAUCCUAUCAUGUCAUAUGAUGUUAGACUCCAACUGUCUUCAGCUUCAGCCAGUAUAGUCAAUGGUGAGGGAAGCUGAGGGGUCUCCACCACUAAUAUCUAGAAGACACAGGUUCUUCAGUUUUGGUAUAUAAGACAGGAGAGCUGUAUGGAAGCAAGGAAAAUUUUAGCUUACCUAUUUAUUCUUUCUCUUUUUUUUUACAGUAAAAAACUCAAUAAGAUGUCACACUUUCCUUUUUGAAAUGAAACAAGAGGCAGAGCCUGGUAAAAAAAAACCAAACUAGGUUGAAAUCAUACUUCUGGACACUGUUGUGUGCUUGCUGACCACUAAUCCCUGGAUUUUCUGGAAGCAUAAAAACUGAUUCAUAUUGUAUCAAGUAUUUUUUUGAAUGGAGCACACCAUCCAAGAUGCUUUGUUUGCUUAUGCUGGUUCACAUUUUGUGAUUAACUGAUAAAUAAGUGUGUGUGUGUGUGUGUGUGUGUGUGUGUGUGUGUCUGUCUAAUGUUCCUCACUGGGUCAAGUUCACAAGUCUGUCAUAUGAUGUAGAUGGUAAUGAUCACUGUCAUUGGCAAAAGGCUGCUGCUAUCAGGUGUACUACUCAUUUGCAAUAUUUAUUUUAUAAAAUUUAUAUACUGCUUGAUUAUAAAAAGAACUCUACAAAACUUUAAA
Podarcis lilfordi (Lilford's wall lizard) is the source of this 2948-nucleotide messenger RNA. Lineage: Eukaryota; Metazoa; Chordata; Lepidosauria; Squamata; Lacertidae. The record is from the annotation of a GenBank genome assembly.